AUGGAAGACUCCUCUCUUUUCUAUAGUUUCAUCAUAGGCGCCUUAGCAGCCUUCACCAUAGCCACCAUCUAUUUCUGCAUCAUCUCCAUCCUCCGCCACCGCCGGUUCUUCGCCGACGCCGGUCAAACACCAAAAAUCGACGAUAUUGAGAACCAAAGGAUUAUUUUUGAAUUUCAAAACGGAAAAGGGGAUGGCUUUGUCGGCGGUAAGGGAGAUCAGAUGUGUGCGGUGUGCCUGUCGAAGUUCAAUGACGGCGAGGAUAUCAAACUCUUGCCGGAAUGCAAGCACUGCUUUCAUGUUCAGUGCAUCGAUAUGUGGCUUCAGUCGCAUUCAAGUUGUCCGUUGUGUCGAGUCAAGACUAAGACGGUGACUGAGAAGAAUAAGGAGAACGUUAAAGAGGCAUCGCCGGCCGGUAACUGCGGCGAGAAAGGUGGUGGCUGGACGGCUUCAUGGUUUUGGUGGACGGUGGCUGAAGAUUCAGUUAUUUGGAUUUAG
Messenger RNA from Dendrobium catenatum, 495 nucleotides. RefSeq names its product RING-H2 finger protein ATL52-like. Gene Ontology annotation, biological process: protein ubiquitination. Bases 1 to 495 code for a protein of 164 amino acids. The record is from RefSeq and is a predicted model, not a curated record. Lineage: Eukaryota; Viridiplantae; Streptophyta; Magnoliopsida; Asparagales; Orchidaceae. The transcript has 2 exons.